Ornithorhynchus anatinus (platypus) is the source of this 1722-nucleotide messenger RNA. It is a transcript of the gene NONO, whose product is annotated as non-POU domain containing octamer binding. Gene Ontology annotation, molecular function: RNA binding. Gene Ontology annotation, biological process: regulation of DNA-templated transcription. Bases 133 to 1677 code for a protein of 514 amino acids. The record is from RefSeq and is a predicted model, not a curated record. The transcript has 11 exons. Lineage: Eukaryota; Metazoa; Chordata; Mammalia; Monotremata; Ornithorhynchidae. Gene Ontology annotation, cellular component: nucleus.
GCGGCCGAGAGAAGAGAGGCGACUGGCCCCGGGUCACCCGGCGGGCACGUGGCGGACGGGGGAUUAGAACCCGGGACCUCUGACUCCCCGGCCCGGGCUCUUCCCGCCGCGCCGCUCCCCUAGGGUGCCAAGAUGCAGGGCGGUAAAGGCUUUAACCCGGAGAAGCAGAACCACGCCCCCCGCAAGCUGCACCACCAGCCCCCCAUGCCGGCCAACGGGCAGCAGGCCAACAGCCAGAAGCGUCUGUGCACCCUGUUCCCGUCGGACGAGGGGCUGACCGUGGACCUGAAGAACUUCCGGAAGCCGGGGGAGAAGACCUUCACCCAGCGCAGCCGCCUCUUCGUCGGCAACCUGCCGCCGGACAUCACGGAGGAGGAGAUGCGCAAGCUCUUCGAGAAGUACGGCAAGGCCGGCGAGGUCUUCAUCCACAAGGACAAGGGCUUCGGCUUCAUCCGCCUGGAGACGCGGACGCUGGCGGAGAUCGCCAAGGUGGAGCUGGACAACAUGCCGCUGCGCGGCAAGCAGCUGCGGGUGCGCUUCGCCUGCCACAGCGCCUCGCUCACCGUGCGGAACCUGCCCCAGUUCGUGUCCAACGAGCUGCUGGAGGAGGCCUUCUCCGUCUUCGGCCAGGUGGAGCGCGCCGUGGUCAUCGUCGACGACCGCGGCCGGCCCUCGGGGAAGGGCAUCGUCGAGUUCUCCGGCAAGCCCGCCGCCCGCAAGGCCCUCGACCGCUGCAGCGAGGGCUCCUUCCUGCUCACCUCGUUCCCCCGGCCGGUGACGGUGGAGCCGAUGGACCAGCUGGACGAUGAGGAGGGGCUGCCCGAGAAGCUGGUCAUAAAGAACCAACAGUUUCACAAGGAGCGAGAGCAGCCGCCCCGCUUCGCCCAGCCCGGCUCGUUCGAGUACGAGUACGCCAUGCGCUGGAAGGCGCUGAUCGAGAUGGAGAAGCAGCAGCAGGACCAGGUGGACCGGAACAUCAAGGAGGCCCGCGAGAAGCUGGAGAUGGAGAUGGAGACGGCCCGCCACGAGCACCAGGUCAUGCUCAUGCGGCAGGACCUGAUGAGGCGCCAGGAGGAGCUGAGACGGAUGGAGGAGCUGCACAACCAGGAGGUGCAGAAGCGCAAACAGCUGGAGCUCAGGCAGGAGGAGGAGCGCCGCCGGCGGGACGAGGACAUCCGGCGCCAGCAGGAAGAGCUGAUGAGGCGGCAGCAGGAGGGCUACAAAGGAAACUUCCCCGAUGUGAGAGAACAGGAGAUGCGGAUGAGCCAGCUGGGCAUGGGAGGUAGGACCCCGUCCCCCCGCCCCCGGGGGCCUCCUCCUCCUCCUCCUCCUCCUGGACCCCGGCGGGCUCGCACCUGCACAGGCCAGCGCCCUCCGCCGCCGCCGCCGCCGGCUGCCCUCCUCUCUGCCCAUCCCGCCUGGAAGAGGAGCCCUGGAGCCGCAUGCGGGGGACCUGGGCCGAGGCGGCAUGGGCAUGAACAGCCGAGGAGCCGUGGGCGGCGCCAACGUGGCCGCCGGGGCCCCCAACGCCCCCGGCCCCAUGAUGCCCGACGGAGCCAUGGGGAUGACCCCGCCGCCCAACGAGCGCUUCGGCCAGGGCGGGGCCAUGGAAGGCAUCGGGGCCGAUGGGCGCCGGCACCCGGGCUUCGGGCCGCGGAGCCCCGCCAGGGACUUUGACCCCAAGCGCCGCCGAUACUAGCGGGACGGAGCCCGACCCCCCGA